Perkinsus marinus ATCC 50983 is the source of this 2803-nucleotide messenger RNA. Its product is annotated as phosphdiesterase, putative. Gene Ontology annotation, molecular function: 3',5'-cyclic-nucleotide phosphodiesterase activity. Lineage: Eukaryota; Perkinsozoa; Perkinsida; Perkinsidae. Gene Ontology annotation, biological process: signal transduction. The record is from RefSeq and is a predicted model, not a curated record. The coding region runs from base 342 to 1955 and encodes 537 amino acids. The transcript has a single exon.
UCAAGUUGGUUACAAUUCUGUACAGAAGCAUAAGUCUACUAUCCAAUGAGCCCUAUUCCGACUACGAAAAAUCCCGAUGACUAUGAUCGCCGAGUGGGAGUGGCAGCCUCUACACUGAGUGAUGAAGUGGAAGAUGCUUCGGACGUUCCUACUAUUUCCCCGUUUAUCCAGUCGCCGAGGUCGGAGUCCAUGGCCAUGUCCUCAGCUGAGCACCCUCGACAGCUGAUGUCGUUGCUGCCUGUGCUGUGGCUGCGGCUGAGGAGAGCCAAACGGGCCAGAAGGUGUGUGCGGAAGACGUGUUGGCCUACUUCAGGCGUUAUGACCUCGAGAACUUGCUUACUAUGAUGCUCAUCGAGUUGGGAGCUCACACCCCUCGGGAUCCUGCUCAGUUCAUGUGUGACUACAUUCGAGCUAAUCUCCCAUCGGAGCGGUAUGGUGCAGUUGAAGACAAUGAUUAUGCUAACAGUUGCCACCAGGCUGAUGAGUUCAUGCAUCAUGAUGAUGACGACGAGGAGGAGGAGGACCUGGUCCCUCCAGCUCCACCACCACAGUUGGCUAUCUCUAGGCAUGUGUCUCAUCGUUUGAGCCACGACCUCACUAGUACUGCUAUAAGGAGCAUUGUACUGCGACGGGUGUCCAGACAGUUGGAGAAGGAGAACCCCAGUGUGCACGCGUUCGUUCAGCAGUGGAUGCGGCCUGGCAUGGGAGGCGGCAGAGGCAGCAGCACCAGUAGUGGUAGAGGGUCGAUCAGCGGUGCCUCGAGACGAGCCAGUGACUCGGUGGCUUACCACGAAGCGAGGCUCACUGCUAAGAUGUUGGAAGUACCCGUGAUGGAGGCUUUAGAGCUGCCAGAUUUGCUCAGCUGGAACAUCAAGCUCUUCACCUUGGACCGCUCUGAACUGGUCCGGCGAGCUUACAGUGUAUUCGACAGGUGGAGUUUCGUGGGGGAGGGUAAACUGGUGGAAGCAUCGAGGCUUUGGGGGUUCAUCAAUCUCAUUGCCAACGAUUAUCAUGCGGAUAAUCCUUACCACAACUUCUACCACGCCUAUCAGGUUAUGAGCUGCGUGGGUUACGUUAUGUUCAAUGCGGGGUGCUCAGUGCGCCCGGGCGGCCCUGCAGGGGGGCCUCGGGACGUCAUCUGUACGCCCCUAGAGGAGUUCAGUCUGCUUAUCGCUGCACUGUGUCAUGAUGUUAACCAUCCGGGCUUCAACAAUGAUUACUUCAUCAAGGGUAGGAAGCACCUGGCUGUUCGCUACAACGACAGUGCUGUGUUGGAGAAUAUGCAUGCUGCUCGAGCCUUUGAGCUCCUACUGGGUGGCGCUGUUGACUUUACUGCAACUUGGCCAGCAGCAGCAGCAGCUGAUGAGACUGGCGAGCCCAGCGACUAUGAGGUUUUCCGACAGACGGUGAUCUCGGUGAUUCUGGCGACGGACAUGAAGGCUCACUUUGAUAUUACUAUUAAACUACAGGAGUUACUCUUAGACCGCAAUGACGGUUCUAAGAGGGCAGCAAGAGAGUGGGUCGAUGGGGCUUUGGCUGAGACUAGGCCGACGCUGCUGAAGGGGAUUGUUCAUGCUGCGGAUAUAUCAAACCCCCUUAUGCCCUAUGAUGAAUACUACGAGUGGAGCUAUCGUGUUGUGAGCGAGUACUAUCACCAGGCGGAAGCUGAGAGGCUCGAGGGGCUUCCCUUCGCGCCGUUUAUGGCCCAUCGCCCGGAUGACGCUGUGGAGCUUGCUAAACUGCAAGUGGGGUUCAUCAACUUCGUCGUGAGUCCCCUGUGGAAUACUCUUGAUGGUCUACUGGACGGUCUGCAUGAUAGAGUUGAAGUGAUGGAGACGAACUUGCAGCGUAUGAAGGAAGUCGAGGACCGAGAGCAGGGACGACGGGACUCCUGUGCUGGCCAUGCUCAACUAGAUGAUAUCACCUCUGAAGAGGAAGCUGUUGUUGCUGACUGAUGCUGCCUCCAAGCUCUUCAUAUAGUGUCUGGUGUAGUCCUCCUAUUAAAAAGUAGGAGCGUCAGUCUUAUCCCUUCGUCCAUCUAUCAACGCUAAUCCCCGCUUGAGUCUACAUUGACUCUUGUUGCAGCAGGGUUGAAGCUAUGAAUAGCAAGUGAUCAGUUUACUACUCGCCACCGUCAAGGAGGUUAUUAUUGCUUUCUUCACCGACACUGCCAUCAUUAUCAUCAUAUCAGUUCUAUGUGGCUCGCAUAUCUCCCCCGCUUGCCUCUGUCGGUGUUGGUAGUCUCGGUGUGUUCUCUACCCGGUGACACCCUUCUUCUUAUACUAUAGUAGUGUCACCAUGGUGUUAUGGAUAGUUCGAUUGUAGUAGUCAUAUAGUGGCUUAGCCUGCUUCUUCUUCGUAGUACUAGUAGCCUAUGUAUUCACCAGAGCCCCUUCACCUCUUACUACUGGCUCAACGUAAUUGUGUUGUAUUUCUGUCUAGUCCCCCCCUCCUCUCUAGAAAUCAUCAUAGCAGUAUCGUGAUGAACUCAUUAUACUUCCUCAUCAAUUCUGUUAUUGUUAUUGCCCGUCGUCGUUGUCGUCUGCUGCUGCAGUCAGCUCUACCGAUGAUGAGUACUGGUUCCUAUCGAAGUUAUCACCGGUAUCAAACAUUAGGAAUAUCACUAUUCGCUUGCCUGAGUCCUCCUGCUACUACUUGUUACUCUUAUUAUCAUUGCUUGUCUUAAUACUGAUGUUGUUACUGACCUUCCAUUGCCUCUGCUAUCGUCCAUAGCCGCUGUCGGCGAUCGUGUAGUGGAUGUUCCUCAUUAUUACUCACCCGUAAUCGACGAGGAAGCGUGAGA